Messenger RNA from Panthera uncia (snow leopard), 2509 nucleotides. It is a transcript of the gene FST, whose product is annotated as follistatin. Gene Ontology annotation, molecular function: protein binding; activin binding. NCBI's taxonomy places the organism in Eukaryota, Metazoa, Chordata, Mammalia, Carnivora, Felidae. The record is from RefSeq and is a predicted model, not a curated record. The coding region runs from base 390 to 1343 and encodes 317 amino acids. The transcript has 6 exons. Gene Ontology annotation, biological process: negative regulation of activin receptor signaling pathway; cell differentiation; regulation of BMP signaling pathway.
CGCUUUGAUUUCGGGCACCUCCAACAGAUAAUUGGGAAGGGUUUCCAGAAGGUGGGAAAUGUCACCUGAUUCACACUGAACUUUUAAAAGCUCCCCACCCCCAAGGAGCCGCGCACACCCUUGCUCGCGGCCGCCCUCCCACUGCCCCACACACUGGGAGACCGCCCACCGCAAACCGCGGAGACCCCCGUCUAGAUUUAAAGCGCGGCUGCGCCCGGCUUCUGACGUCCAUUGAAUCGCGCGGGCGGCCGGCGGCGAGCGCGGGGCUGCGCCGGGAUCGCUGCGCCCUCCGCCGCUCGCCUUUGCGACGCGCGCCGCUCGCCCGAGCCACCCGCCGCCGCGCCCGCUCCCCGCGCCGCCGCAUUCCUCGCCCCGCGUCUGCCCCCACGAUGGUCGGUCCCAGGCACCAGCCCGGCGGGCUGUGCCUCCUGCUGCUGCUGCUCUGCCAGUUCAUGGAGGACCGCAGCGCCCAGGCUGGGAAUUGCUGGCUCCGCCAAGCGAAGAACGGCCGCUGCCAGGUCCUGUACAAGACCGAACUGAGCAAGGAGGAGUGCUGCAGCACCGGCCGCCUGAGCACCUCGUGGACCGAGGAGGAUGUAAAUGACAACACGCUCUUCAAGUGGAUGAUUUUCAACGGGGGCGCCCCCAACUGCAUCCCCUGUAAAGAGACAUGUGAGAACGUGGACUGUGGACCCGGGAAAAAGUGCCGAAUGAACAAGAAGAACAAACCCCGCUGCGUCUGUGCCCCAGACUGUUCCAACAUCACCUGGAAAGGGCCAGUCUGCGGGCUGGAUGGGAAAACCUACCGCAACGAAUGUGCACUCCUCAAGGCCAGAUGUAAAGAGCAGCCGGAACUGGAAGUCCAGUACCAGGGCAAAUGUAAAAAGACAUGUCGGGAUGUUUUCUGUCCAGGCAGCUCCACAUGUGUGGUGGACCAGACUAACAAUGCUUACUGUGUGACGUGUAACCGGAUUUGCCCAGAGCCCACCUCCUCUGAACAGUAUCUCUGUGGGAAUGAUGGAGUGACUUACUCCAGUGCCUGUCACCUGAGGAAGGCUACCUGCCUACUGGGCAGAUCAAUUGGAUUAGCCUAUGAGGGAAAGUGUAUCAAAGCAAAGUCCUGUGAAGAUAUCCAGUGCACUGGUGGAAAAAAGUGUUUAUGGGAUUUCAAGGUUGGCAGAGGCCGGUGUUCCCUCUGCGAUGAGCUGUGCCCCGAGAGUAAGUCCGAGGAGCCUGUCUGUGCCAGUGACAAUGCCACUUACGCCAGUGAGUGUGCCAUGAAGGAGGCUGCCUGCUCCUCAGGUGUGCUGCUGGAAGUCAAGCACUCCGGAUCUUGCAACUGAAUCUGCCCGUAAAACCUGAGCCAUUGAUUCUUCAGAACUUUCUGCAGUUUUUGACUUCAUAGAUAAUGUUUAAAAAAAAAUGUUUUUUAAACUUAUUGCAUAACAGCAGAUGCCAAAAACAAAGCAUCUCACUGCAAGUCACAUAAAAAUGCAACGCUGUAAUAUGGCUGUCUCAGAGGGCUUUGAAAACAUACACUGAGCUGCUUCUGCGCUGUUGUUGUCCAUAUUUAAACAACAGCUCCCCUGUAUUCCCCCAUCUAGCCAUUUCGGAAGACACCGAGGAGGAAGAGGAUGAUGAAGACCAGGACUACAGCUUUCCUAUAUCUUCCAUUCUAGAGUGGUAAACCCUCCACCAAUGUUCAGUGUUGAUAUAGCCUUUGGGCAAAAAAAAAAAAAAAGAAAAAAAAAGAAAAAAGAAAAGAAAAGAAAAAAUAUAUUGUCCAUACUGUAAAUAAGUGUAUGCUUAUUUAUUUGGGGGGAAAACUAUACAUAAAGGACGUUUGUCCUAGAGCUCUCUCCCAGGCCACCUUGUUACUCAUUGGACACGGAGAGGCAGUCAUUGUGAGGUCUACUGGAUGAGGCCCAUAGUUGAGACUUGUAGACAUUUAUUUAUACUGUGUCAUGUUUUAUAAUUUAUACAUAAAAUGUCUGGUUGACUGUACACCUUGUUUUUGAAGAAAUUUAUUCGUGAAAGGAAGAGCAGUUGUUAUUUAUUGUGAGGUCUCUUGCUUGUAAAGUAAAAGCUUUUUUUUUUUUCCUUGUAAACCAUUUAAGUCCAUUCCUUACUAUUCACUCACUCAUCUGUCUCCCUUCAUCUCACUGUUGUUAGACUCUUUUCCACUUUAACAAACUUGCAUGUCAGUUUCUGUCAUGUUUUUUUAUUUAUUGGAUUCUCUGCUGCCUGUUCUGUACAUACAUGAUCCCUCGGGUUUUGUUUACAAGGAAUCUUGACUGACCAAAAGGCAUUAUAACUGACUCAAAUAGAAGGUACAGAGGAUACAUCUUUGAGGAAACUCCUAGUUCAGUUCUCUUGUCAUGAUUUGGGAGAGAAGGGGUGAUAGAAAUGUUAGAAUUCUAAUAAUGUACUUUUAAGAUGUUACAAAUCCAAAGAAAUUGAUAUGGGUAUCCGGAGACUGAAGGAAGGGAAUGCUAUACAUUCAACCUUU